Penicillium nucicola is the source of this 846-nucleotide messenger RNA. RefSeq names its product DUF2985 domain-containing protein. The coding region runs from base 1 to 846 and encodes 281 amino acids. Lineage: Eukaryota; Fungi; Ascomycota; Eurotiomycetes; Eurotiales; Aspergillaceae. The transcript is spliced from 2 exons. The record is from RefSeq and is a predicted model, not a curated record.
AUGGCAAUUCAUGCUAGCAAGAUGGAUGGGACGAUCGAGGAAGCCACUCCAAUGCGCAUUUGCUCUACAGACUACUCGCUUGAAAACACUGCGAAAAGCGUCGACAAAGACCCCCGAACAUCCCCUUCCCCACCAUGGACCGCCACCGCUCGCUCAUUUGGUCGUUGGAUGUUGACACCCUUGGGAUUUGGAAUUACGAUAUAUGACUUGAAUGUGAUAGCCUGGGGUGGAAUGCUCUUUCUGCUGCUUUGCAAUGCUGCCCCUGCAAUGUGUCACCCGAGCUGCAACAGUCUCGAUUCACCCCGGCGGAUCUGGAUUGAGAUUGACUCGCAGAUUCUCAAUGCCCUCUUUUGCGUGACGGGCUUUGGCCUGGCUCCGUGGCGUGUUAUCGAUACUUACCACUGGUGCUUCUGGCGACUUGGCUGGUCGGCGCGCACUCGUCAGAGGGGGAUCGAUCGUCUUGCUACGAUUCACGCCAAGUGGUUUCUGCCACACACAUAUACCAGUAUCCUUCCCCGGACGGAAGACUCUGGGAUCAGAGCGAGCAUGGAAGGGAGUGGUCAUGUUUCGCCCACUUCUCUUUGGAAAAUGGACGUGGUUGUCUGGGGGAAUAUGCUUAAUACCGUGUUCCAGAUCUGCUUGGCUGUCUUUAUGUGGGCAAUGAAUCGAUUCAACCGACCCAGCUGGAGCACUGGUCUUUUUGUUUGCCUGGCAUGUCUUGUCGCUGCUGCUGCUGGAAUAGUGAUGUGGCUUGAAAAGAAACGGAUCCGUCGAGCGAAUGAACAUCCUGGGGCUUUAUUAUUAGUUCCCCAGUCGGUUCAGGUAAAUUCAACUCCGGGCAGUUGA